GGGCCGCGCAUGGGGACGAGGACUUCGCCCGCGGACUCGGGCAGCUUGCGUUGCGGCUACCGGCUCACACCCAGGCUCACUAGGCCGGGGAGAGGGUCGCGGGAGCGGUGGGCCGCGGGGCAGGGGUCGGUGCGCAGGGAGGGCCGCGGGUCUCGGGCUGCGGGUGCGGGGCUGGGAGGAGGGCGGGGGCGCCAGGCGGCUCCGGGGGGCCCAGGGACAUGGCGCGGCCCGACGGUGAGGAGGGGACGAUGGUGGCGAACGGGCACCCGCCCGCGAACGGGUACCUCCCGGUCCCCGGGGACGCGCCCGCUGGGAAGGCGAGCGCGGAGACGCAGAACGCGCCCAAAGCCGGCUGCCUGGCCCUGAGUGGGGUCUCUCGGGACAGCCCCAAGGCCGCCUCGGGCGCCCUGGACGGGCCGAAAACGCCGCUGGCCCCGGAGGAGGAGACCCAGGCCCGGCUGCUGCCCAAGGACCCCGGCGAGGAGACCCCGGGGGGCGAGGGCGCCCUGGUGCCCCGGACGGCGCUCUCCGCGCGGCGCUUUGUGGUGCUCCUGAUCUUCAGUCUGUACUCGCUGGUGAACGCCUUUCAGUGGAUCCAGUACAGCAUCAUCAGCAACGUCUUCGAGGGCUUUUACAACGUCUCCUCGCUGCACAUCGACUGGCUGUCCAUGGUGUACAUGCUGGCCUACGUGCCCCUCAUCUUCCCGGCCACCUGGCUGCUGGAUACCAGAGGCCUGCGACUCACCGCCCUGCUGGGCUCCGGCCUCAACUGCCUGGGCGCGUGGAUUAAGUGCGGCAGCGUGCAGCAGCAUCUCUUCUGGGUCACCAUGUUGGGCCAGUGCCUGUGCUCAGUGGCCCAGGUGUUCAUCCUCGGCUUGCCCUCCCGCAUCGCUUCAGUGUGGUUUGGACCCAAGGAGGUGUCCACAGCUUGCGCCACCGCCGUGCUAGGUAAUCAGCUUGGAACUGCAGUUGGCUUUUUGCUGCCACCAGUUUUAGUGCCCAAUACACAGAAUAACACACAACUGCUGGCUUGUAAUAUCAGUAUCAUGUUUUAUGGAACUUCAGCUGUCGCCACACUUUUAUUUAUUUUAACAGUAAUUGGCCACUCCAGCAAAGCACUGCUGCCACCACUCGUCCCCGAGUCCUCUCGUCCGGGCCUGUCUCUUGAAGCAGUCAGUCAAAAUCAGCUGCAAGCAGCCAUCAUCAGUUUGGAAGAAGCAUUCAAAGAAAAACCUCAGUAUCCACCAAGCCAGGCUCAAGCAGUUCUCCAAGACAGUCCCCCUGGAGAGUACUCCUACGUGAAAUCAAUAAGGAACCUAUUUAAAAACAUUCCUUUUGUCCUUCUGUUGAUCACUUAUGGUAUCAUGACUGGAGCAUUUUAUUCAGUCUCAACGUUAUUAAAUCAAAUUAUACUGACUUAUUAUGAGGGAGAAGAAGUGAACGCUGGAAGGAUUGGCCUAACACUAGUAUUAGCUGGAAUGGUGGGCUCUAUUCUUUGUGGCUUAUGGCUGGACUAUACCAAAACAUACAAACAUACUACUUUGACAGUUUACAUUUUGUCUUUUGUUGGAAUGGUUAUAUUUACUUUCACACUAAACCUUGGACACAUUGUCAUCGUGUUUGUCACUGGCGGGUUGCUUGGUUUCUUCAUGACUGGUUACCUCCCUUUGGGUUUUGAAUUUGCUGUUGAAAUCACUUACCCUGAGUCUGAAGGUACUUCAUCUGGUCUUCUUAACGCUGCUGCACAGAUAUUUGGAAUUUUAUUCACAUUGGCGCAAGGAAAGCUUACAUCAGACUAUGGUCCUAGGACAGGGAACAUUUUCCUCUGUGUUUGGAUGUUUGUAGGCAUCAUUUUAACAGCAUUAAUCAAGUCUGAUCUGAAAAGACACAAUAUAAAUAAAGGAAUUACAAAUGGCGAUAUUAAAGCUGUACCAGUUGAUAGCCCCACAGAUCAAGAAUCAAAAACUAUUCUGAUGUCCAAGCAGUCAGAGUCAGAGUCUGCAAUUUGAGGGGAAAGGAAAAGUUAAUAUCAUGUGCUAAUUGAAUGAUAAAGCUUAGUUUAUAGGUUAUGGGGAAUGGACACUUACUUGAAAAUUAUUAUGUGACUCCUAAAUGUAGUUACUGUUCUUACUGAAUUGUUAAUUGAAGCAAUAUUUUGCUUAAGAUACUUUUGUUUACGUCAUUUUAACACUAGCGUUUAUCUACUAAGUGUCCCAUCUUAUACUGUUGACCUAAAACUAAGCUUCUUGGCAUUUGUUUUUCAAAAGUAAAUGUUGUUCUUUUUGUAGAAAAUGAAGCUUAGAAGGCUUUCUAAAAUGACAGUAUGGAGGUCCAGUCCCUUCAACUCACAUAGGAGUACAUGCAGUUUGUUGAUAUAAAACUAUCCAGUGGAACCAAGUGGACAGUGUGUUCCUCAUUCUCUCCCUUUCCAUUGUUCCACUGUCCUUCACCGCAGCAUGUGCACAGGCUCCAUGCUGUUGGAACAGUCUGCUCUUUCACAUGCUGCUCCCUUUCCAGCUGUCCAAGCCCCCUCAGUGUGAAUAUAGUCUAUGAAUGUGACAGUUCUAACCCACCAAAUGACACUACUGGGAUGAGACUUACAGGUGACCUCUGAGAUUUUUCCCAUUUCUCACCUUCUUACUAGAAAAUGCUUUGUAACAGGUACUGUCAGUGGCCAUAAAAACUAUUCUGUGUACAGACGGAACCCAUAACUUUGGUCUUAGGCAAAUGUUCUCAUUAGGUGGAAUAACCCAGACACAGACUCAUGACCUUGAGUUCUUCUCUGUGCUGCCUUUCCAUUCAUCGUAAGAAUGCUAACACUAUAUUUUUUCACUCCAACUUGAAAUAGAGUAGUUUUGUAUCCAAUGCCUUUUUUUACUCUUUUUUUUUCUUCAAUAUAUAACUUUCUAGUAAGAAAAUUUCAUCCUGUGUGUUACUGGCUUUUUCAUGACUUCUUGUAUCACACCUUAUACUUUUGCCUUGAAGAUUCCUGAGAUAAGGAAAUCUAUAAUACCUUCAGGUAGCUUAGAUGUUCCCAUUUAGUGGAGACCUCUUGAAAUGCUGUCUGUUCUAAUUCUGGAGCAUCAUUUUUUAUGACCAUUCUCCUUUGAGGAAUCUUGUGCCCAGGUCUGUGCUCCCUCAGUGUGUUGAGGGGGUGGAUUCUUUUCUUCACCACAGAAUGUGCACAGGCUCCAUACUGUUGGAACAGUCUGCUCUUUUACAUGCUCAGGGGAAGGAGAACAGGAUCAAAUGCAUUUCCACAGUGCCUACCGCUGUGUUUGUUUACAGUGAGAAUCUCAGUGUUGUUCAUGUUCUGGCUCUCUAAACUGAUAGGGAAUAUCUUUAGAGUAAUGGCAUUUAAACAGCCAUAAUGUUUAUAUUAUGUCCACAUAAACACAGAAAGCCAAUCAGGUAUUCCGUUGAAUACCCUUGAAGUGAAUUAGCAAUUUUGAUUUGGGCAUACUGGAUGCAUUGCUUUAUAUUGAAAUUGUAACAUUCUCUGUAACCAAACGACAGUAAAUUAUGUGGAAUCUUACCCUGGAGAACAUGUUACCAGAAGAACUUAUCUGGGAAUCAGGAACUUCCGGUCCGUGUCCUGGAUCUUUUUCUAGCUUCCCUGUAAAUCUCCAGGCAGCGUUUUCCUCAUCUGUAUAUUGAAUGUAUAAAAUUUGAUCUCAAAGAUUUUUUCUGAAUCUUAAAUGCACUUAUCGGUGGAUAGACCAAAUCAUUGUAACACAGGAACUUAAAUCUAGCUGGAGAAAGAUUCCCUGGACAAUUGAAUAAACAACUGUGGUUGUUACUUUGUAGAUACAGGGAAUUUAAAAAUCUGUUUUUAGGGACUUUCCCAAUGGUUCAGUGGUUAAGAAUCCGCCUGCCAAUGCAGGGGACAUGGGUUUGAGCCCUGGUCUGGGAAGAUCCCACAUGCUGUGGAGCAACUAAGCCUAUGCGCCACAAUUCCUGCACUCUAGAGCCUGAGAGCCACAACUACUGAGCCCAAGUGCUGCAACUACUGAAAUCCAUGCGCCUAGGGCUGGUGCUCCACAACAAGAGAAGCCACUGCAAUGAGAAGCCCCCGCAGCAUAAGGAAGAGUAGCCCCCAGUCUCCACAACUAGAGAAAGCCCGCAUGUAACAACAAAGACGCAAAGCAGCCAAAAAAUAAUAAUAAAAGAAUAAAAUAGAAAUAAAAAAAUUUUUAAAUAUAUAAUAAAAAAUAAAAUGUGUUUGUAGCCCUUUCGUUCAGUUGGUGGUAGCUCAGGCAGAAUGUGCCGAAUCAUUAACUUCCUUAGGUAUUCAUCUCGCAGAUUUUAUGGCCAAAAAUAUAUUUUAAGGUCCCUCCUCUAAGUAGUUGUUUUUAUUUUUAAACUGUCAGUGUUGUUUCAAAUAAUCAUGUACUUGUUGAGUUCCUGAGGUUUUGAACAAAUUACAGGUAAAAGUUGGAAUAUUUUAUUUAUGAAAAGCACAUACACGUGUAUUUUUCCUUGGUGAUUAGAAAAAAGAAUGAAAUAUGAUGUGACAAAACACAGAAUGAAUUGAUAAUUUUUCUGUAUUUUGAGUUAAAUUUGUCUGUAAUACAUCAAACAAGAAUGUCGUAUAAAUUCUAUGUCUUGUCUUUGGAAAAUGGUGUUGGGUAGCUAUCACUUGUGUAAAUUUUAAUCAAGUGAUUUUAGAAAGAAACUAGAUGCUUUCAAAAGCGCUCAUAUUUAUAAAUGUUGCAAAUAUAGCUUUUGCCUUUUGUGAAUGUUGGAGAAAUAUCUUUUAAAAUGUGUUUUAUAAAUAUGUGUAAACUUAGAGUAUUGCCCGGAGAUUGCCCAUCUGUCUAAAGUCAUUUUUCAUGUUCUAAUUUUUGCUCUUUGUACUAUUUAGCAGUAUGCUUGUUCUUCAGUAUUUCAGACUUGAGAUAAAUUUAU
This is a messenger RNA of Hippopotamus amphibius kiboko, 4908 nucleotides long. RefSeq names its product FLVCR heme transporter 1 (gene FLVCR1). Gene Ontology annotation, molecular function: heme transmembrane transporter activity; heme binding. The transcript has 11 exons. Gene Ontology annotation, cellular component: membrane; mitochondrion. The record is from RefSeq and is a predicted model, not a curated record. Gene Ontology annotation, biological process: erythrocyte differentiation; mitochondrial transport; transmembrane transport. Lineage: Eukaryota; Metazoa; Chordata; Mammalia; Artiodactyla; Hippopotamidae. The coding region runs from base 219 to 2009 and encodes 596 amino acids.